Messenger RNA from Peniophora sp. CBMAI 1063, 447 nucleotides. The record is from the annotation of a GenBank genome assembly. NCBI's taxonomy places the organism in Eukaryota, Fungi, Basidiomycota, Agaricomycetes, Russulales, Peniophoraceae.
AUGACCAAGCCCUUUGACCUCCGUAUUCAGCACGGCAUUGCCGGCGGCUUUGCGCCCCCGAACCCGUCGGCGGUGCACGACUUCCACCUUGAGUCCGGCGCGCCGACGAUCCUGCUGUCGUCGAUGGUGCGCCCGGACGGGACGCCCUCUCUCCAGCCGCACCCGCAGAAGUCGAUCCACGCCGAGUCGGACGACACGCCCGCGCUCGUCGACGAGCUCGAGAGUAUCCUCAAGGGGCUCCCGACGGAGGGCGAGAACCCUGGUGCGGACAUCUACGGGAAGGACAUUGGGAUCAUGUACCAGAGCGAGAGCCUGAGCUGGAUGAACAGCGCGCCGCAGGGGUGCAGCAGGAUGGAGAGCGACGUGAAGCCUAGUGCUGAGCAGAAGAAGCAGUUUGAGCGCGCGGUCGAGAUUGUGGGCAUCCUGGAGAAGCGCGGGCAGGCUUGA